GUUAUUUUCAUUAGUGAAAACUAUAUCAACUUUACGCAAUGGAGAAAUAUAGGUAUUUCAUAGAUAAUUAUGUGAUAAAAUAAUUUAUUAAAAGGAAAUGCGAGUAAUAUCUUAAUUAGAAUCAUGACAUCAAUGAUGAAAAGAGGCCACAUUACCAUAUUUUUUUAAAAAAACAGCAAAUACAAAAUAACCCGUGAUAUUCCAAAAAAUGUGCCUCACUUAGAAGCUUUGUAAAAUCCUAGUAAGCAGUAAGGUGAUUUGUUUGUUUGUUUUCGGUGAUUGUGAUCUAACUCGUGACCUGUGAUUUACAUGUGAUGCAGCCAGAAACGGGACAGUAUUUGCUUUUCAAUGCUAUUCGGUCUUAGCUUUCAUGAUGUAAUCUUUUGGAACCCAUUCGGUGAUUAUCAUAAAAAGAUAACAAAGAAGUGGCAUUUUUUUCUUUGUUUUCUUCUUCUUUCUUUCUUUCUUUCAUUUUAAUUUAUUUAAAUUCUUUGCUCAGGACUAAUCUCUUAGCUUCAGUCACGCGUCACGCAACAUCCGUCCGAAACUAAAUCGCUGCAAAUACUAACAGACAGCWAUUUAAAGACAAUUUGCCAGUAUUAAUAAACCAGAACGAAUUUAAACUAUUAUGAGACAAAGAAGAUAUACWCAUUAAUAAACUAUGAAUCGGUAUAAAAUAACAAUUUAUAAGUGGUCUCAAUGGAUUCCUCUUGAUUGCGCUCUGGUUCAUUGAUGCUGACAAAUUUAGUUUUUGGUUUUACUUCAUGGUUGCCCUGCGUCGCUCUAUAAAUACAUCACCACCCAAAGUCAAAUUUGGUGAGUGGAGAAUUUCUAAAGAAAAACAAUACAAUUUUAGAAAAGAUGUUUUGUGAUAAAUUGUUUUGUCAGAACUCAGACUAUAUUGUUAUGACAAUGUACACGCGCUCUUGUGUAACGCAUACUUGCCGUAAUUUGCAUAGGCGAGACACUCGCAUGGUGCUGUCUGUCUCUCAUCUCCAUUUUAUCCUCAUGGCUCGAUGAAAGUCACGUUUUAAAAUCACAACAUUUCUUAUUUUCUUUACUGUUCUUCGAUUCGAUAUCGUGUUCAGAAAAUAUUAUUGAAUCUUAAAGGGUCAAAAAACGUGACCUCCAACUCUUACUGUUACAUAACCACCAUGAAAGCCAUCAUCUUCAUAUUCGUUUGUGGUUUAACAGCAACGAUUAUUGCAGUUCUUUUGCAAGUCCUGGUUCCAAAAAUAGUGGACUCUCAAUUGAAGAAGAACCUUAUUAUCAAAGAUGAUAACUCCUUGAGGUUCAAGCAGUGGAAAAGUCCRACAUUGCCAGUGAGAAUCAAAUUCUUUGUCUUCAGUAUCACUAAUGGACCUGACAUAAAGAAAGGCAAACGUCCCUCGCUGCAGCAGAGAGGUCCUUAUGUCUACAUAGAAUACAUGGAUAAAAAGAAUAUUUCCUUCAACGGUUCAGAACCAAUGGUUUCUUACGACCAGGAAAAGUGGUUUAUAUUUGAAAAGGACGAGUCAUGCGYGACAUGUGAUCCUCACAACGACAUAAUUACCACGAUCAAUGCACCAUAUGUCAUCAUGGCUGAGGUUGCCAAAACCUACUCUGGCCUUGCCAAAUUUGUGAUCAAUUUAAUGCUAGCUGAGGAAAAGGAAAAAUUGCUGAUGACCAAAACAGUUCAUGAAAUAAUAUGGGGUUACAAUGACCCUCUUUUUGAAGCUUUCGCUAAAUGGCGGAAAAAGUAUAACCUCUUUUUCAUACCAGAAAUAGAUCCCUUCAUGAAUUAUCAGCCAAACAAUACGUACGAUGGUUUUGUUUCUGUAAAUACUGGUGCAAAUGAUAUUUCUAAGGUUGGUGUUUGGGAAAUGUGGAGAGGACAAAACAGCCUUAAYAUAUGGAAAACAAAGUAUGCGAAUAUGUUGAAUGGUAGUGAUGGGACACAAUUUCCACCAGGCAUUUCUAGCGACCAAACAUUGUACUUUUUCUCACCAAACCUAUGUCGUUCUGUCUAUAUCAAUUACAACAACAAGCACCAGUUAAAAGGAAUUGAUGUAUUAAGAUUCACAGCACCAAAGGAAUUAUUUCAAAAUAGUUCCCAGAACCCCAGUAAUGCUGCCUUUUGCCAUCAGCGCUGCUAUCCCAAUGGCAUUCUAAGUGGGACAAAGCCAGACUGUCAGCCGAGUAAGACAGAGUCCCCAAUUGUUGUCUCAACACCUCAUUUCCURUAUGGUGGUCCAACUAUAAGAGAUAGUGURGAAGGUCUUAAACCUGAUAAAGAAAAACAUGGUCUUUUCAUUUCAAUUGAGCCACUAACUGGCAUUCCCUUACAGGCCUUGAUUCGACUUCAACUUAAUUUGCACAUCCGGGAGAUUCCAGGUAUUGUAGGGACAACCGGUGUACAAGAAGCAUAUGUUCCAAUUCUGUAUUUCAGUAAUGAGGUUACAGUUGAUAAAGCCAUAGCUAAAAUGCUGCGCAAUGAUGUGUUUUUACCCCUGGAAGUUUGUUAUGUCUCAGAAAUUUCCCUGUUUUGCUUGGGUGGGCUAUUGAUAUUUGUUACUAUUUUUGGGAUAUUUGCACGUAGAAAUUCUUGCAAGAAAAGGAAGCUGAAGGAUGAAAGUGUGCAGUCAGAGAAAACACCUCUCCUGGCAUGAGAAAUUUCCAUUCAAUUUUCAUGAUAUGUUCAGCAAAAAUUUUUGUAUACAACAUUUUUAUAUAAAAUGAUGAUAAUAAUUAUUAAAAGGGAAUGUUAGUAAUAAUAACUGAAUAAUAAUAAUAUAAAACGAUGAUACUAAGUAAAUUUUAAAACAUAAUUAUAAAAACAUAGUUAUAAAAAUAUAGGAUUUUCAAGUGUGCUAAAAGUAAGGGAUUACUAGUAUAGUAUAUCCCCUUUCUUAAACUGUGCGGAUUGUUGAGGGAUAAAAAACAUUGCAUAAUUCAGCACUAUUUAGAUACUAACUAAAGGUUAUUCAAUGACUAAAGUGCUUGCUCUGAAAUGUCUAAAUAAGUCACUAUUAAAAUUUACUUAUUAAGGUAGAGACUGUUGAGAAAAUAUUGCACAGAUAUGAGAUGUGAUCAUCUGUAUUAAUUUAUCGUAAUUUGUAUUUCUGAUAUUCAAUGAUUACGAUGAUGAUAAGAAAAGGAUAAUGAUAUCUUUAAAUUAUCAUUGUGAUCGUCAAUGGUGAGAAAAGUUAUUUUUGUUACGGUCAUAGUUAAAAUUGCCUCAGAGCAGGGACUUGAAUAUCAAUGAGGAUAUUUGGMCAUUAUUUCUUAAUUUAUAUAAUUUUUUUACUGAUGAUUAAUGGCCAGGCYAUAAUUGUGACCUCUAAAUAUAAAGAGCCAAGUGUUCUUAAAAUAUCAAAUCAUCUGKAAGAUAACAAACAAUAUUUUUUAAUGGAAAGAAGAAAAGUGAAAGGAUUUUACUUUUAGAUUAUGUGUUAUCAUAGAGCAGAGUCACUUGA
Molecule: messenger RNA, 3455 nt
Organism: Exaiptasia diaphana
Lineage: Eukaryota; Metazoa; Cnidaria; Anthozoa; Actiniaria; Aiptasiidae
Product: lysosome membrane protein 2
Exons: 1
Coding region: 1155-2648 (497 amino acids)
Cellular component (GO): cytoplasm; membrane
Molecular function (GO): scavenger receptor activity
Source: RefSeq, a predicted model, not a curated record